Messenger RNA from Sclerotinia borealis F-4128, 843 nucleotides. The record is from the annotation of a GenBank genome assembly. NCBI's taxonomy places the organism in Eukaryota, Fungi, Ascomycota, Leotiomycetes, Helotiales, Sclerotiniaceae.
AUGCCCCCAACCCUAGAAAUCGCAACCUUCACACCCUCCUUCGCCCUCCACGCUCUUGCAUCCGGUGCAUCACGCAUCGAACUCUGUUCUCAUAGGAAUGAAGAUGGAUUGACACCUAGUAUUCAAGAAUUUCUGGAAGUGAAGAGGGGGGUUGCGAGUCUUAGGCUCGAAGAAAGUGAUGAUUAUGAUGAUACUAAAAACGAUGAUACACCAGAGACUCUCGAUGCUCGAAAAGAGAAUAAGAAAAACAUCAAAUCAAAAAUCAACAUAAUGAUCCGGCCCCACGACAACAGUCAUCCAGGCGCAGGUGCAAACGAAGAUUUCAGAGUGGGAAAUGAGGUAUUUGAGAAGAUGAAGGAGGAGAUUAGGAUCUUUAGGGGGGAGGGAGCACAGGGGUUUGUUUUUGGGAUUUUGAUGGAUGAUCAUGAGGGGGGUAGUGUGGAAGAGUUUGGAGAUGGGGAUGGAGAUGGGAACGGGGAUGGGAAAGGGAGGUUAGUGGUUGAUAAAGAGAGGUGCGCUGAAUUAAUCAAGAUAGCGAGGGAAGGAGAAGACGGGGAGAAACUGAUCUCCCUAAAUUUUACCGCACUCCUCACCUCAGGCGGAGCCCCAUGCGCUCUCGACGGAAUACCCCAAAUCGCCGGAUUAGUGCAGCAAGCAGCGGGAAGAAUAGAUGUUAUUGUAGGAGGUGGAGUGCGCAGUCGAAAUGUGAGGAAGUUGGUGAAGAUGACGGGAGCUGGCUGGUUUCAUAGUAGUGCGGCGAAUGGGGAUGGGGAAGAGGUGAGUGGGGAUGAGGUGAGGAGGCUGAGAUAUAUCUUGGAUUCUUGGGAGAUGCUUAGAGAUUAG